AUGCUAGACGCAGACCGAGCACAAGUAGACGGCCUUAUUGCUGUCACGGCGGUAUUAACGUCGAUUUCGGGAUGGGACGAUGGUAUGAUCAUUGUGGCCACGCUCAUCAGCAUCGUUUAUUUCAUCAUGCUCCUUAUCUCAAAACAACACAAACUUGGAUAUGAGAUGAAAAUGUUAACGGUGGAGAACAUGGUUGCGCUCCUAAAGGCAACAUAUGCCGUAGAAUUUGUUUACUACACCAUCGUGUACACUAUAAAGGCUUCGAUCGUCUUCAUGUACCUAAGAUUCGCUGUCAGUAAGAUAUUCAGGCAACUCUGCUACGGAACUCUGGUUCUCCUGACAGUCUUCUACGUCGUCUGCGUCGCUGGAGUACUUGCUCAGUGUCGACCCAUACACAAGGUCUGGGACAUCACUGGUCUAGUUGCUGGAACUUGCAUCAACACAACAGCAUUCUUCUACUUCACUUCAGGCUUCAAUAUUAUCACAGAUGUUUGGAUUAUCCUACUUCCAAUUCCCACGCUGCGAAGCAUUCAAAUCACUCAUAGAGAGAAGGUGGUGCUCUACUUUGUGUUUGGUAUUGGAGCAUUCUCUACAGCACUGUCUUGUGUGCGACUGCAGUCGAUCUACACUUACACCCUAGCAACAGACCCUUUCCACGAUGGAGUUUGGGUCAACCUUUGGUCUAUCAUCGAAGUCAAUAGCGCCAUCGUAUGCGCCACUAUUCCAGCACUGAAGCCCCUUUUCAAACCCCGACGCCUCCUCGAAUCAGUACGUGGUGGUAAUAAGAGCAACAUGGGAUACGAACGUCAUGGUAAAGAGCAGAGAGGCGGUGCUGUCUCUCGCAGUCCAGGUAGCAGUGAAUCCGCGAGCGGCAUCAUAGCUAGCGAGGAUCGCCAUGUCAGCGAGAGCUCGAUUGGCAUGGAAGAACUUCCCGAGGCGUACCUUAGAGUCUGA
This is a messenger RNA of Neoarthrinium moseri, 954 nucleotides long. RefSeq lists its product as uncharacterized. The coding region runs from base 1 to 954 and encodes 317 amino acids. The record is from RefSeq and is a predicted model, not a curated record. The transcript has 7 exons. NCBI's taxonomy places the organism in Eukaryota, Fungi, Ascomycota, Sordariomycetes, Amphisphaeriales, Apiosporaceae.